CGCGCUGCGGGCGCGCCCCGGGCAUGGCGGCGGCGGAGCCCGGCAUGAAGCAGUUCAAUGGCGGCGGCGGCGGCGCGCCGGACGCGGAGCGCGGCCGCUUCCCGCACUGCGUGGUGUGGACCCCGAUCCCCGUGCUGACGUGGCUGUUCCCCAUCAUCGGCCACAUGGGCAUCUGCACCUCGGCCGGCGUCAUCCGCGACUUCGCGGGGCCCUACUUCGUGUCCGAAGACAACAUGGCCUUUGGGAAACCUGUGAAGUACUGGAAGCUGGAUCCCAGCAAAGUCUGUGCCACUGGCCCCAACGCCUGGGACACGGCCGUGCACGACGCCUCCGAGGAGUACAAGCACCGCAUGCACAACCUUUGCUGUGACAACUGCCAUUCCCACGUGGCUCUGGCCUUAAACUUGAUGAGAUACGACAACAGCACCUCCUGGAACAUGGUGAAACUGUGCUUCUUCACACUCCUCUAUGGGAAAUACGUCAGCAUAGGGGGGUUUGUGAAGACCUGGCUGCCCUUUGUCCUCUUCCUGGGGGUGAUUGUGACCGUGGUUCUCACCCUGCACCUGCGGUGAUGGCAGCCCUGACCCCCCAGUGCCUGAGCACACAAAGGAAGAAACUGUGACUGAUCCAGCAGGAUGGAGGCGUGGCACUCUGGGAGCCUCUUCCAGGGAAGGUGGCAGCCCCACUCCAUCGUGACAGCUCAUCUUCCUCUCCUGGAGCUGGCUUCUUUUCCUCCUGUUUCUGUUCUGUCGAUGGUGUCUCCCAGUGUCAGGGGUCUGGAAGCUUCUGUCCUCUCCCUUUCUGCAGCUGGGGAGGUGGGGCUGGGAGCAGGAAAGGAGAGGGGUGGGCACCUUUGCUUUCAGUGCCAGGAGAAGCCUCAGGGCAAGCUCUGCCUCCUGCAGUGGCACAGCAGAUGCACCUUGGGAGGGUCUCUCUGGUCAGCUGCUUCCUCCUCUUCACCAGAUGCUUCCUCACAUUCCCUGGCUCUCCCGUUAGGAGCUGCAGUUUUCCCUGUGGCACAUUUCUCCAGCAGCACACAUUCCAGAGGGGAGGUGUGGGGCUCUUCUGGGAGGGUGGGGUGCCCAGCACUCAGUGGCAGGAGGUGUGUGGGACACUCCUGAGGGACACUCCAUGGCAGGGCCAGCUGCCCUGCUCCUGCUGCUGGGCCUGGGAAGGCAGGGAAGCUGAAGGGCUGGCUAGGGAACAGCUCAUGGCAGGGUGCACCCUUCAGGAGGCAGCCCUUCGUCCCUUUCAGCUUGUGCCAGAGAAAAUAUCACUUCCCUGCUUCUCCCUGGGCUCUCUGUUGCUAAAUCUGGCUCUGCAGUCCUCACAAGCCACUCGUUCCCCUUUGAUCCCCCUGCUCCCAGCAGGCAGCAGCUGGGGCAGAGAGCCUGAGCCUGGGGCUGCAAAUCCUCAGUGGGAGCAGCACCUGAGCCUGGAGCUGGGGAGGGGAGGCACUGGAAGGUGCCUGUCUGGCUGGGCUUUGCAGCAGCAAACUGGGGCAGUUCCUGGGUGGUGACUGGGAAUGUUUAGGGAGCUUUGGAGAGCACACCUGGGCACAGGUGCUGUGCAGGGAUUGGUGUGAGGAGCACAGCUCGGGCAGGAUGGGCCCAGGGGGGCUGAACCUGGGUGCCAGGCAGGAAGGGAGUUUGGAUGUGAGCUGGAACCCCUUCUGCCACUGGGUCUGCUCUGCAGGUGCUGAUUUUGGAGGGCUCUGAGUUUUAAACCCCAGCCUGGCUGCAGGGUCCUGUGCAGCUGGGCAGGUCCCUGCUGGCUGCAGAGGGGGCAGAAGAGCUUUUCCACUCACACCUUGACUCCAGUACCUGAUGGGUUCCAAGGAAUCCAUUUCAGGGAGUGCUUGUGGCCAGCACGAAAGCUUUUCUGGGGUCCCUGCCAUGCCUGCAGCUUCCUCUGACUGUGGAACCCCCUCACUGUCAGCUCGCUGGUUUUCAGACCCCUCCCCAUGUGCCUCUGCCACUUCCAGCCAUGUGGGAGGGUCGGAGCCUCCCCUUGAGCUCGUUUCUGUGUUUUCCCUUUUCCUCGGUCACUGUUGCAGCAGCCCUCUCACGCUGUGCUCGUUGUUGUCCCUCUGUGUCGCGGCGUUCCCGCAGCCUGGGGCGCUGCGGGGCUGCUCUGUGCCGCGCUCCCUUCCGAGUGCGGGGCAGGGCACGGAGAGCUCCGGGACCCCGAGCAGAGCCCGGUGAAGGGCCGGGGCGUUCCGAGCUCUGCUCUCCGCCCGGGAGAGGGGAGUGCUUUCCCUGGUGUGAUUUCAGAGCGAUCCCUUGGAGUGCCGGCCCGGGGCUGGACCCACCCUCAGCAAUAACCGCGAGCCCCUCCGCCCAGCCCGCCCUUGUUUUAUCCACGAGCUCUGCAAGAAUUGCCAAAGCUGAGGCUUGGGGGUGUCAGGGGGCCCCUGGACUUCCAAAACCCCACUGUGAAAUUCCCUCUCGUUUGCUCCUGAUGCUUUUUACAGAGCGGAGUUUGGAAUGGCGAGGGCGAGCCCCCAUCCCUCAUCCUUUGUUCCCUUCAUCUCUGCGGGGCGCUGGAUUUCUUUGUAAAUAUUUAAACUCUGCUUCUGUGGUUUCAUAAUCCCGACGGCAGGGAAAUAAACUGAUUUCUGUGGA
Pyrgilauda ruficollis (rufous-necked snowfinch) is the source of this 2624-nucleotide messenger RNA. RefSeq names its product transmembrane protein 222 (gene TMEM222). Bases 24 to 572 code for a protein of 182 amino acids. NCBI's taxonomy places the organism in Eukaryota, Metazoa, Chordata, Aves, Passeriformes, Passeridae. The record is from RefSeq and is a predicted model, not a curated record. The transcript has 6 exons.